Anthonomus grandis grandis is the source of this 1121-nucleotide messenger RNA. RefSeq names its product aldo-keto reductase family 1 member B1-like. The record is from RefSeq and is a predicted model, not a curated record. Bases 97 to 1035 code for a protein of 312 amino acids. The transcript is spliced from 6 exons. NCBI's taxonomy places the organism in Eukaryota, Metazoa, Arthropoda, Insecta, Coleoptera, Curculionidae. Gene Ontology annotation, molecular function: aldose reductase (NADPH) activity. Gene Ontology annotation, cellular component: cytosol.
UCGCAUUAAACGUCUGCAAUAUAUAUAUUGGUUAUACUAUCAAUAUUUUAUUUUUAGUUUGAGUUAUUUUGAAACUGUGAACGUAUUUUUUUAACGAUGGUGCAGGUUCCACUAAUUCAAUUAAAUAAUGGUAUAACCAUGCCUGUCAUUGGAUUGGGUACUUGGAGGGCCCCACCAGGUGAAGUCUAUAAAGCAGUCCAAGAUGCAAUUGACAGUGGAUUCAGACACUUCGACUGCGCUAUGCUUUAUGGAAAUGAAGAUGAAAUAGGGCAAGCAUUACACGAUAAACUCAAACAAGGCACCAUUAAAAGAGAAGAUCUUUUUAUCGUGAGUAAAGUAUGGUGUAACUCAAUGAGGCCAGAUCUUGUAGAGCCCACCUUAAAAAAAACUUUAAAAAGUCUUCGUUUGGAUUAUUUAGAUCAGUAUUUAACUCAUUGGCCUAUGGGAUUUCAGGAAUCCGACUCUUUCUAUCCGCUGGGUGAGGAUGGUAAACUACAACAUAGUGAUGUCGAUUAUGUGGACUCCUGGAAAGCUAUGGAAGAAGUGUACAGAAAAGGACUGACGAGGUCUAUUGGAAUAUCUAAUUACAAUCCAGCACAAGUUCAACGGUUAAUGAAAACUGUGUCUAUAAAGCCAGUUGUAAAUCAGAUAGAAGUUCAUCCAUAUCUAAUCCCACAAGAUUGGCUGGAUGUUUGCAAAACACAUGAUAUUGUAGUUGUUGCCUAUUCACCACUGGGUUCUAAUGACAGACCUUGGGCUACAAAAGAUGAUCCGAGAGUACUUGAGGAUCCUGUAAUAAUGGCCAUUGCGAAGAAACACAAAAAAACUACUGCACAGGUUACCCUUAGGUUUUUAGUUCAGUUGGGAUUAGUUCCUAUACCAAAAUCUUCAAACCCAAAACGUAUUAAGGAAAAUCUCGAAAUAUUUGAUUUUGAAUUAACCUCAGAAGAAAUGUCUGAAAUACGUGCACUGCAUCGAAAUAUAAGAUAUCACAAACAUGUAGAAGCUCUUGGACAUCGUCAUUAUCCAUUUUAGCCGAGGGUCGAAUAGAAGAAGAACAUAUGAGAACUUUAUAUUAUUGGACUCUAAUUAUUGAUAAAAAUAAAGUUUUAUAAUUCAAA